This is a messenger RNA of Cebus imitator (Panamanian white-faced capuchin), 2181 nucleotides long. It is a transcript of the gene ARL4D, whose product is annotated as ADP ribosylation factor like GTPase 4D. Gene Ontology annotation, cellular component: cytoplasm. Gene Ontology annotation, biological process: intracellular protein transport; vesicle-mediated transport. The transcript has 2 exons. Gene Ontology annotation, molecular function: GTPase activity; GTP binding. Bases 972 to 1577 code for a protein of 201 amino acids. NCBI's taxonomy places the organism in Eukaryota, Metazoa, Chordata, Mammalia, Primates, Cebidae. The record is from RefSeq and is a predicted model, not a curated record.
UGAUCUGCCUGCCUCGGCCUCCCAAAGUACUGGGAUUACAGGUGUAAGCUACUGCACCUAAACACACUGUUGAGUGAUAAAUAAUUCUGUCUUUGUCAAUCUAUUUCAACAAGGAAGGCCUUUGAGGGGUCUGCUGCUGGACUAAACUCAGCUAGCAAUUGAGGGAUUUCUAUUGAGGAUGCUUAGCCCUACAUCUUCCCUGAUAAGAGAGAGGGAAAGCCAAGUGGUGAGGGGUCCAGGCUCUGGACUCAAACAUCCUCGCUCAGCCGCUUACUAGCUAUGUGUAACCUUUGGUAAGUUAUUUAACCCUUCAUGGCUUUGUUUACCUGUAAAAGGCAGACAGUCCCUAACAGGCUCUUGUGGGUAAUGGGCUUAGCGCUGUGAAACAGCUGCUUUGUGGGGUUCCAGGUUCACACAGGUUUGACAAUUGAAUUAUGAACGAUAAAGGAGAAAGACUUGUCAGCCUCUAUAUGGGGUGGUAUUUCUGCCUGGGGGAGGGGAUGCGGUGGUAGUGCAAAUAUUAGGGUAUUCAUAUAUUUCCUCCCGAGUCAAACGCUGCCAGGCACGUUCCUUUUGCCCCUCCCACCCUUCAUUCUGGAUUAAUUCCAGGUUUAAUUCCAAAUAUUAGAAUGUGGUUGAAAAAAAUCAAAUAGAGCGGCCACAAAUUGUGGAAGCGUCUCUUAGCUUGCGGCGGUGGCUGCAGCGCCCGUAGCUCCCCGCCCCGCCCCGCCCCGCCCCGCUGAUUGGCCCGCGCCUCGUGACGUCACACGCGGGUUUUUAAGGCUGAGCCCUAGGCAGGCUCCGCAGAGGCGGCGGUGGAGGCGCGCUGGGUGGCUGCGGGGGUCUCGCGGGGCGGAUGUGGUGUUUGGCCGGGAAAGGCGCGAGGAGAGCGCGGCUCACAAGAGGAGUGCUCCCUGGAACCUGCAAUUUCAAGGCCUCCUCCCUGCCUCUACUAGGCGCCUUAGUUCACUAUGGGGAACCACUUGACUGAGAUGGCACCCACCGCCUCCUCCUUCUUGCCCCACUUCCAAGCCCUGCAUGUCGUGGUCAUUGGGCUGGACUCUGCUGGAAAGACCUCCCUCCUUUACCGCCUCAAGUUCAAGGAGUUUGUCCAGAGUGUCCCCACCAAAGGCUUCAACACCGAGAAGAUCCGGGUGCCCCUCGGGGGGUCGCGUGGCAUCACCUUCCAAGUGUGGGACGUCGGGGGGCAGGAGAAGCUGAGGCCGCUCUGGCGCUCCUACACCCGCCGGACAGACGGGCUGGUGUUUGUGGUGGACGCUGCGGAGGCCGAACGGCUGGAGGAGGCCAAGGUGGAGUUGCACCGAAUCAGCCGGGCCUCGGACAACCAGGGUGUGCCGGUGCUGGUGCUGGCCAACAAGCAGGACCAGCCCGGGGCACUAAGCGCUGCCGAGGUGGAGAAGAGGCUGGCAGUCCGAGAGCUAGCAGCCGCCACUCUCACCCAUGUGCAAGGCUGCAGUGCUGUGGACGGUCUGGGCCUGCAGCAGGGCCUGGAGCGCCUCUACGAGAUGAUCCUCAAGAGGAAGAAGGCCGCUCGGGGCAGCAAGAAGAGACGGUGACCCGAGCCCUCUACCUCCCUUGCCCCCCACCUAGUAGGGAUCUGCACACUUGGACAGGGUGUGUGUGGCCAGCCUGUGACCUCUCAGUCAGCCUGGGUGCAGGACCUGUCCACCUCUAUAAAGGAUAGAGGAGCAUGGGGGGGGGUGUGGGGGUCCUGUUUGGUGCCACAUUGGGGUGGGGAUGGGAGAUGGGAUGGCCUUGCACAUCUCUCCCUCAUCCUCUCUGGAGAAGUGGGGGCUGCAGGAACGGGGAGGUGUAAAUGUAAACUGUGACUCUACCUCGACCCUGUUCCUCGUUUUUCUUCUCUGGCUUUUUAAUUGGAUGUGUUUUUGGGGGGGAUGGAAAGUGGCUUGGAGAAUGUGUUUGGGAUGAAAGAAUGGUCUCCUCAUCCUCUGUCCCCCCAACUGGGGAGUCUCCCCAGGCUGCUCUUCUAGGGAUACCAGUCACAUAGUUUUUAUUUUUGUGUCUGUGAAAGUGCCAAGAACCCCUCCCCGACAUUUGUAGAUCCAUGACCCUUUUUAUAAGCCGCGUGUGUCCUCUGUAUUAACUGUUUUUUAGCACUUGCCUGUAAGUUAUUAAAGACUGCUAACUCUGUAACUCUUA